Parathielavia appendiculata is the source of this 1007-nucleotide messenger RNA. RefSeq lists its product as uncharacterized. The transcript is spliced from 3 exons. The coding region runs from base 196 to 870 and encodes 224 amino acids. NCBI's taxonomy places the organism in Eukaryota, Fungi, Ascomycota, Sordariomycetes, Sordariales, Chaetomiaceae. The record is from RefSeq and is a predicted model, not a curated record.
ACUCAGACGUUGUGGGCUCUGUACAGAGCUGUACCGACUUCUUUCAACAAGAUCCUCCAUCAACCCUCAACCCGCAUACCACGAGAUCCGAGGUUGCGAUCACCAGCGAUUUCUUUUCACUCUUUCGAGGAAAGGCACAUUGCGACCACCGAUCACUUCCAUAUCCUCGGUUAUCUUCGGUCUUGAGCGACAACAAUGAAGGCUACAACCAUUCUCCAGCUCCUCGGCCUUGGUCUGAGCGCCCAACCGACUCUCGCUGUUCCGAUCAAUCCGCCCGCCACGGCCCCGGACCUCACAUCCCGGGAGCUGGCCGCCGGGAUUCAGCAAGAACCCCAGCAGGAGUCCUUCCUCAACUGCAGCGGUGGCUACACCACCUGGUGCAUCCAGAUGGGAACCUACUGUGACGGUGAUACUCAUCCCUACUCCUACAACGCAUGGUGCGCGCUCAACUGCGAGUGUUACUACUACCAAGGCUGCUGCACUGUCACCGGCUUUCAUGGCAAGGAUGGGGAGGGCGAGGCUGCCUCGAAGGACGACGCUCCAUCGAAACUUGACGUUGCCCUGCACGGCACCGGAAACACCGAGACCGCUGGCGCUGAGAAGGUCGGGACGACUCAGGUGGCCGAGGCUGCUGAUGCCGCGCCGAUCGAUGCGCACGCCACGCCCCCGGACCUCACCUCCCGGAACGUGGCCACCGAGAAAGUCUUCGACAUCGAGUGCACCUCUGGCCUGACUGAGUAUUGCAGAAAGGCCGGCUCAUUCUGCACGGAUGGUGCCCAUCCCGCUUCCAAUGACCCGUUUUGUGAGCGCUACUGCGACUGCCUCUAUCCGCGGGAUUGUUUCGGAGACGGUCGGCUUGGAUUCUGCUGAGCCUGUCAGCCUGAGUGAUUGACGGCAUGGAUUGAGGCUGCUGUCACGGUACAGGUGGAGUGAUAUGCUGGGAAAUGGGACGGGUCUUGCUUUAAUAUUGGGCGUUGUCUUCAGGUACGGUGCGGAGGAAUCAGUGG